Quercus robur (English oak) is the source of this 1053-nucleotide messenger RNA. Its product is annotated as transcription factor SRM1-like. Gene Ontology annotation, molecular function: DNA binding. Bases 133 to 804 code for a protein of 223 amino acids. The transcript is spliced from 2 exons. Lineage: Eukaryota; Viridiplantae; Streptophyta; Magnoliopsida; Fagales; Fagaceae. The record is from RefSeq and is a predicted model, not a curated record.
AUCCAAAACAGUCAUUCUUAUUAGUUUAGUUCAACUUAGCUUUACCAACCCCACACAUAAAUAAAAUAAAAGACCCAACUCAACACAACACAAAGAUUUUAUUACAAACAAUAUUAUCUUUUAUCGAUAAUAAUGUCUCUUGCUCAUAAUAUCAGCAACCAGAGUUCGAUCGGCGAUUCCUCGUCCUGGUCCCGUGUACAGGACAAGCUCUUCGAGGAAGCUAUCGUUGUCUUUCCCGAGGGAACGCAGGACAGGUGGGAAAAGAUCGCCACCCAGGUCUUAGGAAAAUCGCCCUUGGAAGUGCGCCGACAUUACGAGGUUUUGGUUCAUGACUUGCUGGAGAUUGACUCGGGCCGAGUUGAGUUGCCGUGUUACGAGGAUGAGUUUAACUCGGUGGGUCAGGGCUCUGAGUAUUCGGAGGGUUCUGUGGAUUUUGGGUCCAAGGCUAAAGAGACGCAAAGGAGGAGAGGUGUCCCGUGGACUGAAGAAGAGCACAGGUUAUUUCUGCAUGGACUACAACAAUUUGGGAAGGGAGAUUGGAGGAGUAUUUCAAGGAAAGCUGUGAAGUCGAGGACACCAACACAAGUGGCCAGCCAUGCCCAAAAGUAUUUUCUUCGCCAGAACUCAGUCAAGAAAGAGAGGAAGAAGUGUAGCAUUCAUGACAUUACCACUGUUGAGGAGGCUGCUAACUCAGUGGGCCUAGGUCAAAUUAAUGAUCAGAUCUGGGAGAUGGGCCCGGCUAUACACUUGUAUGAUCAACAAAGUUUAGAGGAGCACAAUAAGGGCUUUGGAUUCUCUUUCUAAAGAUGACACAAUGAUAAGUUUCAUAGUUUGUGCAUGGAUGAACUUUUUUUUUUCUAGCUUUCCGAGUGAAAAGUAGAAUGAUCCUUUUAUAUUGGCUUGCUGGGUCCUUGUGUAUAAUCUAUCAAAGUCUCAUAGAUGUAAAUGCUAAAUAUAGCUAGUCCAAAAAAAAAAAGUUGUAAAUAUUGACUAAUUCCUCACUUUUUCUUUCUUUUUACAGUAAUGGUUGAGGUUGACACUAUCUUUGAGUUA